CCUCUAGGCCACACAGUUAACCGAAAGGCCCACCUGCGUGAAGAAAGACUACUCCAACUUCAUGGCUUCCCUCAACCUGCGCAAUCGCUAUGCUGGAGAAGUUGCCGGGAUGAUUCAAUACUGCAACGCCACCGGUCGGGCCUCCGACCUGAAUAAACUCAUGAUCAAGCAGCUCAGCAACGCCCUGGAAGCCGGCCAAGCAGAGAACUAUACCCAGGCGAUGUUUAAGAUGACCGCUUUGUUGAUCAGCAGCAGAGACACCGAUUCCCAGCUCUUACAUCACCUCUGCUGGGGCCCUCUGCGUAUGUUCAACGAACUGGUCAUGCAGACUGCCCUUGCUUGCUGGGAAUGGCUGCUGGCCGCCAAGAACGGCAUAGAAGUCCCGUUCAUGAGAGAGAUGGCUGGAGCUUGGCAAAUGACCGUGGAGCACAAAUUUGGGCUGUUUUCCACCGAGCAGAAAGAAGCCGACCCUUUAGCCGCCUCCGAAGAAAGCCAACCGAAACCGUGCCCACCGGAGGUCACCCCACAUUACAUCUGGAUAGAAUUCUUGGUGCAGAGGUUUGAAAUCGCCAAGUACUGCAGUUCGGAUCAAGUGGAGAUUUUUGCCAGCUUACUCCAGCGUUCCCUGUCUUUGAAUAUCGGCGGAUCGAAGGGGAGCAUGAAUCGCCACGUGGCGGCCAUCGGACCCCGUUUUAAGCUCUUAACGCUGGGGCUGUCUCUGCUACAUGCCGAUGUCAUCCCAAACGCAACAAUUCGCAACGUCUUAAGAGAAAAAAUCUAUUCCACGGCUUUUGAUUACUUCAGCUCCGCCCCCAAGUGUCCAACUCAAGGAGAGAAGCGGCUGCGCGAGGACAUCAUCAUCCUCAUCAAGUUUUGGACUGCAAUGUUCUCCGACAAGAAAUAUUUAACCGCCAGCCAGCUUGUGCCUCCAGAUAACCAAGACACCCGGAGCAAUCUUGACAUCACAGUGGGUUCCCGCCAGCAAGCCACCCAGGGAUGGAUCAACACCUACCCUUUAUCCAGCGGCAUGUCAACCAUCUCCAAAAAAUCAGGCAUGUCCAAGAAGACGAAUCGAGGCACUCAGCUCCACAAAUACUACAUGAAGAGGAGAACGCUGCUGCUCUCACUUCUGGCAACGGAGAUUGAGCGCCUCAUCACUUGGUAUAAUCCGCUUUCGUCUCCGGAACUGGAGCUGGACCAGACGGGUGAGAACAGCGUUGCCAACUGGCGAUCCAAAUACAUCAGCCUGAGUGAGAAGCAGUGGAAGGAUAAUGUGAACCUGGCCUGGAGCAUCUCCCCACAUCUUGCAGUGCAGCUUCCCACCAGGUUUAAGAACACAGAAGCAAUUGGGAUGGAAGUCACCCGUCUGGUGCGCUUGGACCCCGGAGCCGUGAAUGACGUGCCGGAAGCCAUCAAGUAUCUAGUUACUUGGCACACCAUCGAUGCUGAUGCUCCAGAGCUCAGCCACAUCCUGUGCUGGACUCCCACCGAUCCACCAACGGGCCUCUCCUAUUUCUCCAGCAUGUACCCCCCUCAUCCUUUGACAGCUCAGUACGGGGUAAAAGUGCUGCGGUCUUUCCCUCCGGAUGCUAUUCUCUUUUACAUUCCUCAGAUUGUGCAGGCUCUUCGCUACGACAAGGUAAGGGCAGGGAAAGACU
Pseudonaja textilis is the source of this 1658-nucleotide messenger RNA. Lineage: Eukaryota; Metazoa; Chordata; Lepidosauria; Squamata; Elapidae. The record is from RefSeq and is a predicted model, not a curated record.